Molecule: messenger RNA, 3583 nt
Organism: Anopheles funestus (African malaria mosquito)
Lineage: Eukaryota; Metazoa; Arthropoda; Insecta; Diptera; Culicidae
Product: E3 ubiquitin-protein ligase znrf2-like
Exons: 7
Coding region: 1631-2128 (165 amino acids)
Source: RefSeq, a predicted model, not a curated record
CGCUACCGUGCGCGCUUGUGUGAUAAAAGAAAAACACCACAGAAUUGGGCUCUCGCUACGCGCUAGUGUGUGUGUGCGUACGAGACGGUCGAAUGUCUGGGCCAGAGUGUGUUUGAAAGAUGAAAAGAUAGCCGUGGUCCCCGCAAAGCCGUACGAAGAAAAAGCAUCAUUCUGUGCAGAACGCGAACGGUGCCGUGUUGCAACGGUUGUGGCAGCAGCAGCGAGCAAGCAAGCUGUGUGUGUUUCCGGUGGUGAAAAUUGUUCACUGUGUUGUGCAAGUUAAUGCGAAACGUGCAAAGCAAAAGCAAGAAGAAAAUUUACGAAACUGUGACCAGCAGCAGCAGCACCAUCUCGUCCCUUUUUUUGCUAAACGCGGGCAUCGUACGCUCAUAUUUGCGGGGGGAAAAAAAGGGGGAAAGGAAGGAAAAAAGAACCACGGUUGACCAGGGGUACCCCCUCCUUACUUGCAGUUGGCCCAACGGUUUUUCGGUGAAAUUUAGCGACAAGAAAGGAAAAAAGGCACGCUUUUUGUUUUGUUUUUUUAUGAUUUGUUUUUUAGCGAUUCAUCGUCGUCUUUUUUAAUCGAACGUCCCUCGUGCGCUGGAUCGUUUUGCUGGUUUCUUGUAUGCCGCGCGUGUGUAAACCUCUGUAGUGUAGGGAUACUUGGUGUGCUUUUUUGCCGCUCAAGUCGCUUCUGCCAUCCUUCAGCAUCUUUACGUGCGAUGCGAAAUCUGUACUUGAUCUGACCUGAUCUUCACGCCGGAGACGGUGAGACCGUUUUGUCUGUGGUGCCGCCGUGGACACGCGCGUUUAGAUGUGUUCGGUUUUGUCUGCAUCCGUAUACACCGUUCCACACCGUCAUCAGCCGUGGUGGUCGGAUAGGUGAGAGCCCGCACAUCCGAUAUGACGAUGGCACCAUUGCUAUAAUAGUGCGUGCAAGGAUCGUGGACCACAGCCCGUGCGUGUCCUGUUUUUUGUGUGAUCGUGUAUUGUUUUUUUUUUGGUUGUUCGUCAUCAGCAUCCCCCGACAAAAAAGAGCGGAAAUCCGGGGGUCGGUUUGGGGCAUUCCUGUUAGUAGAGGGAAGUGCGUGAGUGUGUGUGUGUGUGUGGGGAAAAACCAAGAAAGAAGUUUCAAAGUGAGCCUAGUGAGAAAGUCUUCUGCCAGUGUUGUGUGAAUUAAUAAUCUCACACAUCAGAAGGGUGAGCAGUGAGCAGUGAAUAGCGUACCAGUGAGCAGUGACAGCUCAUUCAAUCAACAACAAUAACAACAACAAACCAUCCAUUCUCACCACAGCGAGUGAGAAACUGCCCCAUCGUUUGAGUGUGUGUGUUUGUGUGUGUGUGUAUUAUAAUACGGACGUUCGAUCGCAGUAGGACCAGACGCGUUUGACACACACCGAAAAACAAGAAAAUCCGUCAUCAUCGGGCUGUUGUUUGUAAAAUCGCUUGCAAAACCUCUCCCCAACGAAGGUACAACGUUUAGUGACACCGGUGUGUAGCAGUUAAUCAGCAGCAGAAGCAGCAGCUUAGAACCGGGGAGCGCGGCCAAAGCUUUCGGGCGUGUUCUGGUGUGUGCGUGUGUGAUUUUAUUUUAUUUUAUAUUUUUGUUUUUUUGAAUGAACCCGAGGCAAUGGGAAUAAAAGCGAGCACCGCGAAUGGUGGACAGCAGAGUCCGAGAGCACGCACCUUUUCCACCAGCAGUAGCAGCGACGUCGUGUCCGGCACGGCAGGCGCACCGUACGAAAUGUCAUCCGCUAAUCCCGAUCCCGAUAGUAGCUCGGCGGAAGAAAAUGCCGCGGCUAGUGCUCCACUUGCUUUGGGAAGAGUGUACGCAACAUCACUACCUACUCAUAUCUGGUCAAUAAAUGGUAUAAAAUGUCCAGUAUGUAGCAAAUUUGUGACGCCUGAUGACCUUGAGUGUCAUUUAGUAAUGUGCCUAACGAAGCCUCGUCUAUCAUAUAAUGAGGACUGUUUAACCGAAGCAAAAGGUGAAUGUGUCAUUUGUUUAGAGGAUCUAUGUCCUGGUGAUAUCAUUGCUAGACUACCAUGUUUAUGCAUCUACCAUAAAGGAUGCAUUGACAAAUGGUUUGAGGUGAAUCGUAGCUGCCCGGAGCAUCCUGGUGAUUAGUGGAAUUCCAAUUUGUAACAAUGCAAGAACUAAACUUUAAAAACAAAAUCACAAACACACACACACACACACACACAUACAAAGCAGCUAUCGACCGGAACCACCCGUAAACAAUAUAUUGCUUUAGUCCGGACGCGAAGGACAUUAAACAAAAACAUGAAGAAAGGAACGAUAGAAUAGGUACGAAGGAUUGGUAUGAGAUACGGCGACGAAAUCGAGCGAAUGGAAGGAUCAAGAAGGUGAUAUGGUGUGGGCGUGCGUGUGUGUGUGUGUGUGACGCAAAAUUUUUCAAACCCGUGUGUGUUUUGGGGCAGGUGUCUUUGUUGAUGUUGUUGUUAUUGACGUUGUUAUUCGCGCGUACAGGGCAACAGAAACAGAAGAGCGUGUCAAAACACGUGACAAAUUAUGAAAGAGUGAAAGCGAAAGAGGGAGGAAGGGAGAGAGAGAGAGAUAAAAACCGGAUGUUAUAUAGGGAUCACCACCUCCACGACUUGACCGUUUCGGAAACCGUGUAUGAUGGGAGGUGGGAGUUUGGAAUAAAACAACAAAAACGGAAUAUACAACGAUGCGAAGCUUUCGCCCUCGGCCCGCUUACGUACGGGCCAACUGCGAAUCUAAAUGUGUGUGUGAAUCGUUCGGAGCAAGCUUUAAUUCGCUUUUAAUCAUUUAAUUUCGAUAUUUGUUUUUACUUUCCCUUUGCUUAUUUACUUUGGUCGACAUCUUGGCUUUUUGAAAUGGAUUAUACCUUAUUAUUGACAAAAGUUAUCCUUACACAGCUGACCUAGACACUAGGGGCUUUUAUGAAAAGCAAAAAAACAUUUUAUUAUUUUUUCAAAAUAUUUUUGUUUUCUUUUUUACUGCUAAAAUAUUUUAUUUGAAAGCGCGCGCGCGCACACACACAAUGAUUGUAAUAUGGAUAGAAUUUUAGGAAAAAAAGCGUUGCAAAAUCUCUACUUUCUGUGCUUUUGAGGGUUUGAUUGGGAUUUUAUUUUUUGUUUGUUAAGCACACUUGCAAAAAAAAAAGCUAAGCCAUACAUCACAUCAACACCACCUUAAAGAGAAGGGCGAAAGCACACACACACCCGGGACACAGGAGAAACAUUAACUAAAACAAAACACUAAGAAAAUUCGACUAGCUAGUGACAUAUGUCAAAAACAAAAAAAACCCCUCCUGGAUUAAGCUAACCAUGUAUAUAAAGCUAAUUUACCCGCAAAACUAGGAAAGGACAGGUCUAUACACACCCACACACCCAUAAAGCUAGAAAAAAAACACACACACACACAGAAGUCGUGGGAAAAAAGGAAACUUAACUGGGCAUGCCGCCAACAGAGAGGAAGCGAUUAAAUUCGUGCAAAUGUUGUGCCUCACCCCAGUACGGAUUGGUUUGGCGCCUGGCCCCUAACCCCCUAGGGAAUCCCCCUUAUUUAUCCCGGGAACCUAUGGUGUGUUUUUUC